This is a messenger RNA of Triticum turgidum subsp. durum (durum wheat), 462 nucleotides long. The record is from the annotation of a GenBank genome assembly. Lineage: Eukaryota; Viridiplantae; Streptophyta; Magnoliopsida; Poales; Poaceae.
AUGAUUGCUCGGUUAUGCUGUUCGCUCAUGUCUCCACAUGCAAACGACCUUUGUUAUCCGGUGGGUUUGCCUACCGAAACGCUGCUCGUCGGGAGUGUAGAGGGAUUGAUCUUGGUUUAUAAAACAGACAUCGAGUUAGGUAAGCUUGUGCCUUUGGACAACAUCAACAACUAUGCCAUCUUUAUGGGUCAUCAAAGGUGCCUGGCUGUCGAUGCUGAUAAGUUCCCAGGCAUUGAGGCAAACUGCAUCUACUUCACUGAACAAUUGGGUUCGUCCGCUCAUAUCUUCAAGUGCAACAACAAGGACAGGAAAGUAGAGAGGAUCUUUGAAGCUGCCGAUUUCGUGAAGCAGGACAAGAAAUUUGUCCUCGUUGCUGACCGUCCUUUGACGAUCAUCCACCUACUCUCCAGCUACACCAUCAACAUCCUGGACUCUCAGCUGGCCUUGCAACAGAUCCCAUAA